AUGAAUGCGGUAGACAUGCCAGGCUGGCCUCGCCCGCCGAUCAAGGUGAUACCCGCCAAUAUUGUUCAUACGAUUGCAGUGAAUAUUAGCAAUUUUCGAGAUUUGCUGAACUUCAGCUUAGUUAACAAGUCCUGUUACAAUGAGAUCAUAAAUGACAACAAGUUGUGGAUAGGAUAUCUGAAAACGAUACACUGCUGGAAAAGGCAUGGGAGUCAGGGGAACGAGAUUGGGAAAGCAACAACCCGGAGGACCUCUGGAGAUACUUCUUUGCUCAUUGACGAAGAAUUGACACCUAUAAACUGUGUGUCCAAAAGCGUCUCGGACCCCAAUUUAGCUCGCUUGGAGUUCAUCAAAAUCUACGAGAUCAUGGCGCCCAUAUCUAAUGAUCUUCUGGUGAAAAACUACUCCAAUUUCCAGUCGCUUGCAGUGUUCAAAGAGUUCAAUGAUCCUUUUGACCAGUCCAUGCUCUUUGCUGGUAUCGGCAAAUUCAUACAAAUAUACAGGCAUGAGGACAGGUACAGGAAUAUGGUCAUCAGGCUUAAUACGAUUUUGGAUCUGUUUGUAACAUCAGUGAUUCGAGAAAUUGAAAUACGGCUGAGACAAGAGGACUUCAAGGAGGCACGCAAAUUGAUCAGCGCACUUGACAAUUUGAGUCUAGAUAUCGGCGACAUCGAGGUGGACAGUUUGGAAGCUUUACUGGAGUUCUUCCUUGAUAGAUAUGUUGAAACUUAUUCAUUUCUGUCAUCCAUGGACACCGUGGACCGCGUUCUCAAGAAGGCCACGCACAAGGCCCGCGGAGUCGUGAAAGGAUACUAUCUGGAUUUUGUGGAAGUUGACACGAUCUUUGAUCAAGUUGCAAGCUUACUGAAUAGUCAAUUGAAUGAAAUUGAUAGGAUAUUUGAUACCAAUGCCGAUGAAGUGCCCAUUGUGCUGAAGCUGAUGGAGACAUUUCUCGGAAACUACUUGAUUGGGGGACUGGUUGAGAAGCUUCUAAAUCGUGCAAAGCAUGUUGAUGGUCUUGAUGAGCCAGAAGAUUUAGCGGAGGAGCCAGAAGACGAGAAAACGGAUCCACCCCAUGUCAACAUCAUGAACGAGAACUCGCUCUAUUUCCAGUGCGUUCCUUUUCUGCAUCAUAAGCUGCUGUCAACUUUUGCGAACUUGAACUAUCCGCAAAGCUCAAUGGACUCGUCCAAACAGGCCACGAAAAUGGAUUAUUAUCCGGUGAUCACUGGAUUUAUCAAUUUCUAUUACGAGCCCCAUCUGGUGGAGUUUUCCGAUCAGCUACCAAAACAAUGCCACCAGUCUCUCGUCCACUUAAUAAACUCCUGGGAACUUAACAAAGUUGAGAAUGAAAGAAUGCUUGAACAAGAGAUUCUCAAGUUUGUGGAUGAUUCCUCAGAAGCACAAACAAACCAUACAUUCGACAUUUUCAGUAGUUUCACUAAUAUAUUCAGACUCAAAGGAGCAAAGAAAACAGAAAAAGAGGAGGUUGAAAACGAGACAAGACUGACCAAGUUUGCUGCUAAACUACAAAUUUUGACCACCAAUGUUCAAAACAUCAAAUCGCUGGUCAGCAUGGAUUUGACAGUUCUAAUUCUACAGCAUGUCAAAAACAGCUACGACCUACUACUUGGAUUGACGAAAAACUCUGCCACCUCUGACAUUAAAGCCAGUAUCUACAAAGUUUGUCAGGAUAUAUUUAUAGACAUGCUUUCGACAUUGAUUGACCGCCAUAUAAAAAGCGGGUUCCAGGAAGCAUUGACUCGAUUAAAGGAGUACAAUCCAGCAGAGCUGGAUGUUAGUGUGGACUACACAGUGGAGCCACUUACCAACUUUAUUGAGCUGGUUAAUGUUGGAGACUUAAUUUUACAAAUGAUCAACAUUUUCUAUAACGAAGAACUAGUGAAGAACGAGAUUGUGGAAACGAAACCGCAAAAAAGCAGAGACUUUUUAUCUUCCAACCAGUGCGAAAAAACCAUAUCGAAGCUCGAAAUGAUGCUUGAUGCGUACGUCGCUGAUGGACUUGAUAUCAGCAUUGGUGUCAUCAUGAAUGAGGUCAAUAUGUGCAUUCUUAGGUCUCAGGUGAACGAGGGAACUUACAAUCUGGUGAACAUGGAGCAGAUGGGGAUUAAAAACGGAAAGCCAAGUGUUUACGUCAAGCAAACUGUUACCAUACUGGAAUCACAUUUUAAAAUGUUGUCGGAAUCUAUUGAUAAGGCCAUACUGGACAUAUUUAAAGAGGAGAUUGGCGAGCGGUUUAUUGCGACCUUUAUAAAGCUUCUGACCAAAAAACUGAUCAUCUCAACCAUAGGCGCGAUCCAGUUCAUCACCGAUAUCAACUAUCUGUACGACUUUUUUGUCAGGUACAAAAUUAAGCAGACGGUGCAGUAUCUGGUGGCUUUCAAAAAAAUCAGCCAGUUGUUUUUGAUCGAGUGCGACGAUAAAAAGAAAUGCAAGGAUCUUGGAAAGCUAGUGAUAGACCUUGGAAGAGACAACGGUAUUUUCAGUCCGGAAGAAGUGUAUUCCUUUGUGAGUCGCCGCAGUGAUUGGAUUAGCAUCAAACGGUCGGUGGACAAAAUCAUGUAUGGUUUUGGACCCGAUGAUUGCAUAAUUGUAUAA
Molecule: messenger RNA, 2619 nt
Organism: Ogataea angusta
Lineage: Eukaryota; Fungi; Ascomycota; Pichiomycetes; Pichiales; Pichiaceae
Exons: 1
Coding region: 1-2619 (872 amino acids)
Biological process (GO): Golgi to plasma membrane transport; exocytosis
Cellular component (GO): cytoplasm; exocyst
Source: RefSeq, a predicted model, not a curated record